GACCCCAACGAGGCCAACUGUGCUUUGGAGCAGAUGAAGGUAGAUCGAGGACUCUACAAUACAAUACAAUUUUAUUUUUAAAAUUUAGUGUUUAAAAUAUAUUAGUCAACAAUUAGCCAAAGAUUUUUUUUGAAAACCAAUUUCUGUAAAAGUGAAGAAAGAACAAUUAAAAUAAAUCAACGCACUGUUUUAUCCAGGAUCCAUUGAAGCCAUUCAGUUUCGGACCCCCCUAUAAUCUUAACCCUCUGACCAAAGAGUACUCUCGCCCCGAGGACACCUUUAACUAUGCCGACCACUUCCAUUACCGCUACGACAACCUGGAGUUUGUUGGACUCAGCAUUCCCCAGCUGGACGCCUUCAUCAAGGAGAGACAUGAGCAUGAUAGAGUCUUUGCUGGUGAGUACAUGAGUAGGACAUAG
This is a messenger RNA of Lymnaea stagnalis (great pond snail), 419 nucleotides long. Lineage: Eukaryota; Metazoa; Mollusca; Gastropoda; Lymnaeidae. The record is from the annotation of a GenBank genome assembly.